Molecule: messenger RNA, 1666 nt
Organism: Oppia nitens
Lineage: Eukaryota; Metazoa; Arthropoda; Arachnida; Sarcoptiformes; Oppiidae
Gene: PpD3
Product: serine/threonine-protein phosphatase 5-like
Exons: 2
Coding region: 151-1575 (474 amino acids)
Cellular component (GO): nucleus; cytosol
Molecular function (GO): protein binding; protein serine/threonine phosphatase activity
Source: RefSeq, a predicted model, not a curated record
UUACAUAUGAUAUCUGACAACUGGUCUAUGAUUUAAUUAUAUGUGAAACUAAUCGCCACUAACUUAGCCAUCAAUUGAUUGAAAUAUAAUAUAAUUUUGUGUUUGUUUUGUUGUAUUUUGAUUACCGAUUGAAAUCCUCUUUCAGUGACAAUGAAUUUAAGUGCGGAUCAGCUGAAGGAGAGUGCGAACGAACACUUCAAGAACCGUGAGUACGACGCGGCCAUCGAUUUGUACAGUAAAGCCAUCGAAACGGAUUCGUCGGUCGCCUUAUAUUAUGGCAACCGAUCUAUUGCUUACCUCAAGAAGGAGUUCUACGGCUACGCAUUGGCCGAUGCGUCCAAAGCUCUUGAAUUAGACAGAAGUUAUAUCAAAGGUUAUUACCGAAGAGCGGCCGCAUAUAUGGCACUGAAUAAGUUCAAACUUGCCCUCAAAGACUUGGAAACAGUGGUUAAAUGUAAGCCGAAUGAUAAGGACGGACUGAAUAUGUUCAACGAAUGCAAGAAAAUUGUCAAUAGAUUAGCCUUUGAAAAGGCCAUCGCUGUCGAAGAAGUUAAGAAAUCGGUGGCCGAUAGUAUCGAUUUGGAAAGUAUGUCCAUUAAUGAUGAUUACGACGGACCUCAAUUAGUUGACGGAAAGGUUACUCAAGAUUUUAUGAUUCAAAUGAUGGACUAUUUUAGAGACCGGCAAAAACUUCACCGAAAACACGCGUAUAAAAUGAUUUUAGAUGUGAGACAACUGUUUUCAAAAGAGCCGACUUUAGUGGACAUUGACAUCGAUGACGACAACAAGUUUACCGUUUGUGGCGACAUUCACGGCCAAUACUACGACCUUUUGAAUAUCUUUAAACUGAAUGGUAUGCCAUCCGAGACUAAUCCCUACUUAUUCAACGGUGAUUUUGUGGACAGGGGUUCCUUCUCUGUCGAGUGUAUUCUUACUUUAAUCGGUUUUAAGCUCUUAUAUCCCAAACACUUCUUCAUGUCUCGCGGUAAUCACGAGAGCCAAACAAUGAACCAAAUGUACGGCUUUGAAGGUGAGGUCAAAGCCAAAUACACGAUACAAAUGUACGAACUGUUUGCCGAAGUGUUUAAUUUGUUACCACUGGCCCAUUGCAUCAAUAAACGGGUACUUGUUAUGCACGGCGGCCUAUUUGCCAACGAUUCCAUUACAUUGGACCAAAUUCGCAAUACUGACCGAAAUAGACAGCCGCCCGACGAAGGAAUUAUGUGCGACAUUCUCUGGUCGGAUCCGAUGCUACCGAAAGGUCGCGCUCCCAGCAAACGAGGCGUCGGCGUCCAGUUUGGACCCGAUAUUACCGAAACAUUUUGCAAACUCAAUAAACUCGAUUAUAUCAUUCGUAGUCAUGAAGUGAAACCCGAUGGAUAUGAAGAGGCGCAUUCAGGCAAAUGUAUUACAGUAUUUUCUGCACCCAAUUAUUGCGAUACAAUGGGAAAUAAGGGGGCAUUCAUAACAAUGUCCGGAAAAGAUCUUAAGCCACAGUUCACGACAUAUGCAGAAGUACCGCAUCCUAAUGUCAAACCCAUGGCUUAUGCCAAUAGUCUCUUCUCCUUUAUGUGACACUAAUGAUGUGUCCCAUCACUCAGUUGAUCAUCUAUUAUGGUGUCAAUAAUCAUAAUAAUAAUACUGUUAAUAAUAAUAAUAAUAAUAA